AUGAGCAACAGGCUUCAUAAUGCCGUGCUCGGGCUUUCCAACAUCAUCCUCAUUGCCGCCCUGGUGAUCUUUGCAAAGGGAUUCUUCCCCCACAAAGCCUUCUUGCCGGGGCUGGCGACAUGGCCCGCUGCCACAGCCGCCACGGGCGUUGCUCGGUCGUCCCCCUUUGACCGCGUCAUCUUUAUGGUCGUCGACGCCCUACGGAGCGACUUCGUCUACGGGAACACCUCGAGCUUCACUUUCACCCAGAGUCUCAUCCGGUCGGGCGCGGCCGUCCCGUUCACCGGCCAUGCCAGUGCGCCCACCAUCACCAUGCCGCGCGUCAAAGCCAUCACGACCGGCUCCGUGCCCAGCUUCGUGGACCUGAUCCUGAACUUCGCCGAGUCGGACACGACGUCGACCCUCCGCGACCAAGACACCUGGCUGGCCCAGUUGCGCGCCAAAGACGGCGGCGGUGGCAACCUCGUCAUGUACGGCGACGACACGUGGCUGCGCCUGUUUCCGGGCUUCUUCGCGCGCGCCGACGGCACGACCAGCUUCUUCGUCUCCGACUUCACCGAGGUCGACAACAACGUUACCCGGCACAUCCCUGCCGAGCUGGCGAACCGGGACUGGUCGGCCAUGACCCUCCAUUUCUUGGGCCUGGACCACAUCGGGCACAAGACGGGGCCCAAGGGACCGAGGAUGCCCGCCAAACAGGCCGAGAUGGACGGCAUCGUCAGGGACAUCUAUGAGAAAUUGGAGAGCUACGACCACCUCCAGUCGUGCUUGUUGGUCCUGCUGGGCGACCAUGGCAUGAACGAGGGUGGAAACCACGGCGCGUCCUCCCCGGGAGAAGUCUCCACGGCUCUCACAUUCAUCUCUCCCAAGUUCAAGUCAGCCUUCGAAGGGCAAUCUUGCCCCGUCGACGACGCGGUGGACUACCAUUACUACGACACGGUCGAACAAUCCGACAUCGUCCCCACGCUUGCGGCCCUGCUGGGAUUUCCAAUCCCGCUCAACAACCUCGGGGUCAUCGUGCCGCGACUGCUGGAGCUCUGGACCCAGCCUCACGACCAGUACGCUUUACUCUACCGCAAUGCGGAGCAGAUUCUGCGCAUUGCACAGGCGACAUUCCCCAAGGAGUUCAGUCAGGUGUCCCCGUCGACUGAAGAAGAAUGCUCGAUCACCGACGGAGAGGACGCCGAAGUCCUCGCCUGUCUGUGGCGGCAUGUCGCAACCGAGCAUCAAGCGGUCCGCACUGACCAGCCCCAUCUUGUUCCACCGACCACGCAUCUCAAAUCCUUUCUGUACAAAGCCCAAACCCUCCUCAGUGGCACGGCCAGUAACUACGACCUGACCAGCAUGCAGGUCGGCAUCGGCCUCAGCACGCUGGCACUGGCCCUCUGCAUACCCAGCUUCAUACAGGGUGCUCUAGGCGCCGGUGUGGACGGGGUGAUCCUGGUCGUCAUCAUGCUCGCCUACGCCGUCACCAUGUUCGCCAGCAGCUACGUCGAGGAAGAACAUCAGUUCUGGUACUGGACCCUUGCUGGCUACCUCUUCAUUCUGCACUGCCGGGACAGCAGGUUCAAGAUGACCGACGCCGGGGGAACACGUGCUCGUCGUCCUAUAUUGGAAGGGCCGACGAUGGGCACCGCGAUCGCGUACCUCCUGUUUGGCGUGGCCCGGCGCUGGCGACAGACGGGGCAGAAGUAUGCCGGCGAGGCCGACAUCCUCGGCGAAGUCAUCACGCCCAACGCCUGGCUGCUCUGGGCGCUCGUCAUGCUCGCGUACGCGGUGCCCUCGCGCAACCUGAGCCGGCGCGCCGGCGUGUGGAUGGGCUCGCCGCAGAUGGGCGUCCUGCCGGCUCUGGUGUCCAUCUCGGCGUUCCUGUUCAAAAUCGCCUUCACGGCCGCCGACGCGCCCGAGCUGCUCGCCUCCUUCCCACUGCUCGACCCGCUCGUCGGCUUCGUCGCCGCCUAUCCGCUGGUCAGCAUGGCCCGCGUGGUCUUCCUGGGCCUGGCCCACCUGCUUGCCUGCGCCGUGUACUACGAGGCGCCGUGGACGAGCGCCGCCCAUGUGCGCCGCUUCCUGCCGGCCUUGCAGGACGUGCUCUCGCUGUUCCUCAUCACUCAGUCGCGCACCGUCUACGUGCCGCUGUUCCUCUUCUUCCACCUGCAGCUGCACCUGCUGCGGCAACGUGGCCGGCCGCGCUCCGUCGGCGAGAUCACCGUCCUGGGCCUCUUGUUUCAGUACGCCUCGUUCUUCACCUUCGGCAGCACCAACUCCAUCGCCACCAUCGACCUGUCGAACGCGUACAACGGUGUCAGCGGCUACAACGUGGCCGCCGUGGGGAUGCUCACGUUCAUCAGCAACUGGGUCGGCCCCAUCUGGUGGGCCUUUGCCAUAUGCCAACUGUUCAGCACGGUCCAGCUCACCGGUGGUGAUGCUGCUGCUGGUACUGCUGCGAGGAGUAGCAGUUCUUUUCUCUUCACGGCGUUGGCAACGUUUUCUUGUAUUCAUGCCCUGGCGGUCAUGUUGGCCUGUAUGGUACUGCGCGAACACCUCUUCAUCUGGACCGUGUUCUCCCCCAAGUAUCUCUACACGGCGGCCUGGGUCGUGGGCCAGCACACCCUCGUCAAUGCAGUUUGUGUCGGGUCGCUGCUGCAGCCGUGGCGGCGGACAAGGCGCGAUCCGACAGAACCAUCUGGCACUUCAAACAUAAACAAAUAG
This is a messenger RNA of Fonsecaea erecta, 2712 nucleotides long. RefSeq lists its product as hypothetical. The transcript has a single exon. The record is from RefSeq and is a predicted model, not a curated record. Gene Ontology annotation, biological process: GPI anchor biosynthetic process. The coding region runs from base 1 to 2712 and encodes 903 amino acids. Gene Ontology annotation, cellular component: endoplasmic reticulum membrane. Lineage: Eukaryota; Fungi; Ascomycota; Eurotiomycetes; Chaetothyriales; Herpotrichiellaceae.